AUGUUGUUUUUGUUGAAGUUCCACAAGAACAAUUAUUUUAAUUUGCUGUGGAACAAUUUGGUAGUGAAACACAUGAGUCGCUUUAACAUUGUUUGGUUGAAUCACAAUAGGCCUUACUUGAUGUACCACAAAUACAAUCUGAUACAGUUCCACCAGAACAGGCUUACUUGCAAACUCCAGAAGAUGCACUUGGAUCUACACAAUAAGUUGUUGAAGUGCAGGUUGAUUUUGUUGAACUACCACAGGAACAGUUUGAUUAAAACGUUGAACUGCAAUUUUGAGUUGAAGUAACACAUGAGUUGCUUUAGCAUUGUUUGGUUGAAUCACAAUAAGCUUUACUUGAAGAACCACAAAUACAAUCAGACAAUGUUCCACCAGAGCAGGCUUACUUACAAACUCCAGAAGAUGCAUUUGGAUCAACACAAUAUGUUGUUGAAGUGCAGGUUGAUUUUGUAGAACUACCACAGGAACAGCUAGCUUGGAAUGCAGAUGAGCAAUUUGAAGGUGCACUACCACCACAUGUAUUGCUAGAGCAUUGAUUUGGAGAUGCACAAUAAGUUGGACUUGAAGUUCCGCAGAAGCAGUUAGUAGAUUAGUAUUGACUACAAUUACCUGCGCAUACUCCAGUCGAUGCAGUUGGAUCUAAACAUUUAUUACCUCCACUACAUGACUUCAGGGUUGUAGUUCCACAGACGCAAUUGGUUUAAUUUACUGAGGUGCAAUCAACUGCAGCAAAACUACAUGUAGGAGGAGAGUUAUAAGGAUCGCAAUAUUCAGCACAAUAUGUAGAUGUUCCACAAAGACAAACUGUAGAGCUUGAAUUCGCACAUGAAGAUAAACAUACUCCAAUAGAUGCACUAGGAUCUUUACAAUAUGUAUUUGCAGCGCAAGUUGUUGGAGUUGAAGUUCCACAACUACAAUUUGCUUGAAAUGCUGUAGUGCAGCUGCUUACACAUGCAUUACUCUGACAUUUUUAAGUUGAACUACAAUAUGUUUUUGUUGUUGUUCCACAAUAACAAUCAGAUAACUUUGAUAAAGAGCAAGCUUCUUUACAAAUUCCAGAAAAUGCACUUGGAUUUUCACAAUAUGUGGAUGAACAAAGUUGUUAGUCAACUCCACAAAUACAAUUUGAUUAUCCUGCUGUUGAACAAGUCGGAGAGCACACACCGGAAGAACAUAUUGAACUUGAAUCACAAUACGUUUAGGUUGAUGAUCCACAAAUGCAGUUGCUUACAACUACACCACUACAUGCAGCAACACAAUUUCCAGAGGAAGCUGAGAUAUCUGCACAGUAGUCGAUGCUUGAACAUUCAGCCGUUGUAGAAGUUCCACAUAUACAUUAAUUUUAAAAAUUUGAGCUGCAUGGAUCCACACCGUUUACUUAAAGCAAUGUCAUUUAGAUUAGAACUAUCGAGAUACUUAGUUUCUGUUUGAAAUUCAUUUUUUUUUUUUGAAUUUUUUGGAU
This is a messenger RNA of Paramecium octaurelia, 1465 nucleotides long. NCBI's taxonomy places the organism in Eukaryota, Ciliophora, Oligohymenophorea, Peniculida, Parameciidae. The record is from the annotation of a GenBank genome assembly.